Messenger RNA from Pocillopora meandrina, 357 nucleotides. Lineage: Eukaryota; Metazoa; Cnidaria; Anthozoa; Scleractinia; Pocilloporidae. The record is from the annotation of a GenBank genome assembly.
AUGAAAGUUGUUACUAAAUCAGAAAACAAGCAACCAGUUGUACACAGAGAAAAAACAAAGUACAGGGUAGAAUGCCUCGUUGCACAUCACACAGAAUCAAUCAAACUUAUUUUAUGGGAAGAUGCAAUUGAAAAAAUACACAGUAGCAAAAGUUACCACUUUCAAAACCUAACGAUCCGCAUAUUCGAUGAUAACAAGUAUCUCAAUACCAAUGUGUUAACAGUGAUAGACGAAAUUGAUGACAUACAUGACAUUAAUUUGUCAUCACCUUCCAUGGAAGACAACCUCGUCACAGCAAAGUGUGUUGGAAUCGAUAUCAAAAAAGCUCCUCAUGUCUUGUUUGUAACAGCUCCUUAG